Messenger RNA from Aureobasidium pullulans EXF-150, 2082 nucleotides. RefSeq names its product clathrin adaptor, mu subunit. Bases 96 to 1781 code for a protein of 561 amino acids. The transcript is spliced from 3 exons. Lineage: Eukaryota; Fungi; Ascomycota; Dothideomycetes; Dothideales; Saccotheciaceae. Gene Ontology annotation, biological process: endocytosis; intracellular protein transport. Gene Ontology annotation, cellular component: cytoplasmic vesicle; clathrin adaptor complex. The record is from RefSeq and is a predicted model, not a curated record.
CUUUCCCCAUGACGUUGAUGUACAGCCCGCCAAAUCCCACCUUUCACAUGCGAACAUGCAAACAUAGCCCUUGAGGUCAAUCAACAAUUUCCACCAUGGGUCUAAUCGAGGCAGUGUACAUAUACAACGAGCGCAACAAUGCCAUCGUAACACAUACAUUCACUGCGCGUCCACCGCCAGCCACGACAGUACUGCCGCUAUACCUCGCCCACUCGGAACCGAGACCAUCAUGUAUCUAUCUCACCGCGACGAAUCCGCCGACGCUACUGUUCUCCAUGCUGCAGGAUGGCCUGUUGUUCCUCGGUCCCUGUUCUACCGAUACGGAACCUCUGGUCGUACUCGAGUUCCUACACCGCGUUGCCGAUGCGCUUGAAGAGUUUUUGGGCGCACCGCUGUUAGCGAGUAAGCUGGAAGCCAACUACGAUGUUAUUGCCCAAGUGUUGGGCGAGAUGUGCGACGGAGGCUUGAUUGGAGGUACCGAAGCCAACGCGCUUAGAGAUGUCGUGGAUACUCCUACGUGGAUGGGCAGGUUAUUGGGAGGUGUAGGACUACCUGGCACUUCUCCUGCUUUGGGUCCUUCUCAGACACCCUUCUCUGGCAUGGGGAGCGGUGGUAGCGGCAGCCUUACUCCAACACUAUCCACAGCUGGUUCUCAGAUCCCCUGGCGUAGGAACAACGUCCGUCAUACAAGCAACGAGAUGUACGUCGACAUUGUCGAGACUUUGUCCGUCACCUACGCUCCCUCAGGACGCCCUCUAGCCGCUUUCGCCAACGGCAGUAUCGCAUUCACGAGCAAGGUUUCAGGUGUCCCUGACCUACUGCUGAGCCUACGAGCUGGUAGUGGUCCUGGCGCAGAAAAGGUCAAGCGUACAAUGGAAAGACCUGUAUUUCAUCCCUGCGUACGACUAGCCCGCUGGAGAGACCAUGCCGAACUGAGCUUCGUACCGCCAGACGGUCGUUUCGUACUCGCAGGCUAUGACGUUGAUCUGCUAGAUCCUUCAGCAUCUCCCCUAUCCGCCAAAGCACAAGACCUAAACCUCCCCGCCUCAAUAGAGAUUAAGACUGGUUUGGGCGCCACAGGCUCAGACUUCGAAGUCCGUCUAACGGUGAGCCAUCGCUUCUACACUGGCUCCACAGGCGCAUCCUCCAGCUCGGGAAUCGGAUCAGCAGCAGCAUCAAGUCUGUCCAACAAUCUAGGCGCCCGCCCCUCUACUCUCCGUGGCAAUUCCGGCGAGGCAAAAGCACCUGCCCUCGAAGACUUGACAGUCAGCAUCCCCAUCUCCUCCUUCGUCCGCAAUAUCAGCGACUUGCGCGCCACCAAAGGAGAAGCCCAUUGGAGCCCUGGCGAUACCGCCAUCGAAUGGAAGAUCUCCGCCAAGGAAGCCGCUGCCAUCAGUAGUGCAGGCUGCGUUCUCCGCUGCUCCGUCGUCGGCGAAUCCGAAGACGACGAAAUGGGCACCUCCCUCUCCAACGGCAUGAAAGCCAGCACGUACGACUACGACGAUGAUUAUCAAACCGACACCCCCAAGCCCAAAUCAUCCAGCAACAAUACCGCCAAUAACGCAGCAGGAGAUAAGAAAAAGACAAGACAGAAUGCAGUUCUCAUGCCUGGAUCUGCUAGUUUGAGUUUCGGCGUCAAGGGAUGGUUGGCCAGUGGGUUGAAAGUGGAUAGUUUGGUUAUCGACACCAAGAGAUCUAAAGGGCUUGGUGAGGGAGUCAGACCGUAUAAAGGUGUCAAGUAUUUGACGGUGUCGAGGAAGGGUAUUGAGGUUAGAUGUUGAGAAUAUUCUCGUACAGAAUCAAUUGCGCCUUUGCAACUCGACAUACAAACUAUCGUUGUUGUCACAAGUACACUCUGGGAAGAACUCUACCUUUGAACGGAGACUCGGAAUUGGAUAUUCGAGAGAGUAUGGCAGACACCAUCGAAGUCAUCAGUCUGUGAGCAAAUGAGCAAGAAACGAUGAACUUGGAAGAAAGAGGAACAAUUUAGACAAGCGGAUGAACCUGAUAUCCCCGUCCUCCAGACAUCCAACACUCUUAAUCGGCGAACUGUUAAAAAAAAUGCACAAUGAAAACAGGUCC